AUGUCUUCAAUCGCUCCGAGAUCCCUUGCCACUGCCCUGUUUGUCCCCGAUGGCGACGAAUACCAUCAGUGUCGGAUCUGCUUCUCCCGUCGGAAGCAAGUUCGUGGCACUGGGUACACGAACCUGGUGGAACAUCUCGUACGGUGUCAUGCCAACACUUACGAGGACGAAUUCCGGACGAUUCAACGGCGAGAAGGUAGCCUCGACGCUUUCGUGAAGGGCGAUGAAUUCUCCAGGACAAUUUAUCACUGGUUGGACUGGAUCAUCAUGGAGAACCGCGUACUGAGCAUGUGUGAAAAGGUGAAAACGCGGAAGUAUACUCGUUUGAACCGAGUGAGCGUGAAGACGCUAAAGAAGAACAUGUUUGGGCUGGAAGGUGUCGUUCAAGGACGGAUCAAGUUGCGGCUGCGUGGCAAGAAAGUCGGCUUUGCUAUCGACGCGUGGACCGAGGACGGUACGCAUUUCGUGGCGGUCAUCGGUGUAACUGAGAUCGACAAGUAUCUUUUGUGCUUUUCGACUCUGACGGACAAGUCGGACAUGGGUUUGGACGCGAUUAUCGAGCUGCUUGACGACGUCUUAGACACAUACGAGAUUCAUGCCUCUCAGCUGUGCUUCUACGUCCACCGAUUCAACUUGGCCGUCCAAGCCCUCAUGCGCGAAGACAACGAUAUAUUGGAUAAAGUCCAUGCGCUCAUGGUCAAGUUGAACACAAUCAAGAACCGGCACCAUCUCCCCAAGGCAACAUGUCCAUGA
Molecule: messenger RNA, 753 nt
Organism: Phytophthora nicotianae INRA-310
Lineage: Eukaryota; Oomycota; Peronosporomycetes; Peronosporales; Peronosporaceae
Exons: 2
Coding region: 1-753 (250 amino acids)
Source: RefSeq, a predicted model, not a curated record